AUGCCCGCCGUCUGGGGCUCAACGCUACCGCCGCGGCUGCUGCUGCUGCUGCCGCUCUUGGCCCUCUGGUUGUGCCUGGCGUCGAGGAGCGCGGCGGAGACGGCGGCGUGCGCUCCCUGCCGGCGCGAGCUGUGCGAGACGGCGCGGUGCGCGGCGCCCGAGCUGACGGCGCGGGACGAGUGCGGCUGCUGCGAGCGGUGCCUGAGCGCCGAGGGCGAGCGGUGCGGAGGGGCUCGGGGCGCUCGCUGCGGCCCGGGGCUGGUGUGCGUUAGCCAGCGCCAAGCCGAGCCUCCCGCCGCCGAGGAAGAGGAGCAGGAGCAGGAAGAAGGCACCGGGCGCUGCGUCUGCAAGGAGGACGGCGCCGUCUGCGGCUCCGACGGCCGCUCUUACAGCAGCGUGUGCGCCCUCCACCUGCACAGCUGGCGCGCCCUGCACAGCGGCCGGGAGCGCGUCCGGAAGGCGCACGACGGCGAGUGCAAGCUCGCUCCCGCUAUUGUUGUACCCCCAAAGAGGAUUCACAACGUAACUGGAGCCCAAGUCUACCUGUCUUGUGAAGUGAAAGCAGUCCCAACACCCAUCAUCACCUGGAAGAAGGUCACGGAGUCCCCAAAGGGGGUGAAGCUCUUAGAAGAACUUCCUGGAGACAGAGUCAACAUGGCAGUUCAGGUCCGAGGUGGUCCUUCAAAACAUGAGAGCACAGGCUGGGUUUUGAUAAACCCUCUGACGAAAGAAGACGAGGGCAUUUACCAGUGCCAUGCUACAAACAUGGUGGGAGAAACACAGGCAGAGGGGAAUAUUAAAGUCCUAGAGCAAAGCAAAAAUAAGAGGGGUAAUUUCCUGGCAUCGGAUGACAUGAAGUAGCAAGGAUGAAGUGAUCUGACUACCUCUGAGGGAAUCGGAGCCAAGCAGACUAGAAACCCAUGGAAUAGUGAUUUGCUUUCUUAACUUGCUGAAGACUAGAAGAUACCAUUUUGAUAUUCUUAUUGAUUAAUGGUGCAAUUUGCACACCUUUUUCUUACUGUCUGAUUAAUACUGGGCAUGUAGUUAAUGAUGUAAUAAAUGCUCAAUAAAAGCAUGUUGUUGUUUUUA
Molecule: messenger RNA, 1089 nt
Organism: Zootoca vivipara (common lizard)
Lineage: Eukaryota; Metazoa; Chordata; Lepidosauria; Squamata; Lacertidae
Gene: IGFBPL1
Product: insulin like growth factor binding protein like 1
Biological process (GO): regulation of signal transduction; regulation of cell growth
Cellular component (GO): extracellular region
Molecular function (GO): insulin-like growth factor binding
Source: RefSeq, a predicted model, not a curated record